Messenger RNA from Anoplopoma fimbria (sablefish), 3576 nucleotides. It is a transcript of the gene grnb, whose product is annotated as granulin b. Lineage: Eukaryota; Metazoa; Chordata; Actinopteri; Perciformes; Anoplopomatidae. The record is from RefSeq and is a predicted model, not a curated record. The transcript has 17 exons. Gene Ontology annotation, cellular component: extracellular region. The coding region runs from base 218 to 2713 and encodes 831 amino acids.
UGAUUAUUGAAUUGUGAGUCUAAAAAAUAAAAAAACCCAGCUUCAUUCCUUCUUUGUGCUCUGAAUGUUCGUGAAGCCCCUCGACACACACGUGUUUACGAGCUGGGCUGUUUUAGCACCACACCUACCAGGUUGUAAGAGGAGUAUGCAGCACACAGCUGUGUGUGAAUAACAACUGAACCAAAGCUGUCUGUCUCCAAGUCCUCUGAUUGUAAAGAUGCUGCAGACGGGGAUCCUGUUUCUGGUUCUGCUGGGCCUGAGCUCGGCGCUGGUCUGUCCGGAUGGAGGCAUGUGUGAGGACAAAGACACCUGCUGCAAGAACACAGCGGGAGGAUACGGAUGCUGUCCACUACCACAUGCUGAAUGUUGUUCGGACCACCUCCACUGCUGCUUUGAGGGGACGGUCUGUGAUCUCGUCCACUCCAGAUGUGUUAAUAAGACCGUUUCACUGCCCUGGAUGAGACGUCUUCCCACCAAACAGGCCCCACUCGUUCCUCAGCUCGGGGAGAAAGUAAAGGCAAUCAUUUGUCCGGACCAGGAGUCCGAGUGUCCCGACCACACCACUUGCUGCCAGGUUCUUGACGGCUCAUGGGGCUGCUGUCCAUUACCAGAGGCGGUGUGUUGUGAGGAUAAACUCCACUGUUGCCCUGAGGGAACAAAGUGUGAUCUGGCUCACUCAAAGUGUGAGACGUCCUCACUGAAGUCCUUCCCCAUGCUGGAGAAACUGCCUGCCAGGAGGAGGGAGAAUAAUUCAGCCCCAAUAGUCGGUUCAGUGUUGUGUCCUGGUGGGACAAGCAGCUGCCCAGAUAGUUAUACAUGUUGCCUUCAAACCAGUGGAGACUACGGCUGCUGCCCUUACGAGCAGGCCAUGUGCUGCAGCGAUUAUCUCCACUGUUGCCCUAGCGGCACAAUAUGUGACCUGGAGCAUUGGGUCUGCAAGUUUGGUGAGACGAGCAUGCCUCUGAUGAAGAAGAUCGCCGCUGUGCCCAAUGACGUUAAGUGUCCAGACAAGACAUCAGCUUGUCUGGACCAGACGACGUGCUGCAAGAUGACUGACGGCACGUAUGGCUGCUGUCCUAUGCCCAACGCCGUCUGCUGUUCAGAUCACUUCCACUGUUGUCCUGAAGGCACAGAGUGUGACCUCGUCCACAGCGCCUGUGUGUCCGCUCGCGGAGAGACCUCCAUGACCGUGAAGAUCCCCGCCGCCGUGAAGACGCUGGUGAAAGUUCAGAGCAAAGUCGGUGCCGUUUCCUGCAACGGCUCGGUGACCUGCGCCGACGGAGACACCUGCUGCAAAUCGCCAGUGGGACAAUGGGCCUGUUGUCCUCUACCUGAGGCCGUGUGUUGUGAGGACCACCUCCACUGCUGUCCACGCAGCACCGUUUGUGACCUCGAGGCCUCCACAUGCCUCAGUGCCUGGGGCGGCACCGUGAUGCCGUGGGUCGACAAAGUGCCUGUCUUCCCGUUAAUCACCGGUAAGAACAAGUGUGACGAGUCCAAGUCCUGCCCCGUAAAAUACACCUGCUGCAAGACGGAGAGUGGACGCUGGGCCUGCUGUCCUCUGCCUCAGGCCGUGUGCUGCGAUGACCACACCCACUGCUGCCCUCACAAUACCGUCUGCAACCUGGAGGCUGAGACCUGUGACGACCCGUCAGGUCUCCUGCCUUCCCUCCGCUGGGUGGAGAAAGUGUCGGCUCUGACCUCAGAGGUGGAGAAAGAGAAGUGUGACAAGCAGACGAUGUGUCCUGGAGGCACCACCUGCUGUAAGAAAGACUCCGGACAGUGGGCCUGCUGCCCCUUACCUCAGGCCGUGUGCUGCAACGAUCGUGAGCACUGCUGCCCCAAAGGCUACAAAUGCAACGUGGCUGAUCAGACGUGUGAUAAGCCCGGCGGCCUCAGCCUGCCCUGGCUGCAGAAGAUACCGGCCCUGCAGAGCGGGCCCAGUGUGGCCCUUUCCAGUCCAACCAGUCCGUCCAGGAACAUGUGUGACGCCCAGACCAGCUGCCCCAAAGACACGACCUGCUGCUUCAUGGACAAAACCCACAAAUGGGGCUGCUGCCCGCUGCCCAAGGCGGUGUGUUGUGAUGAUGGAAACCACUGCUGCCCCAGCGGGCACACCUGCGAGCCUCACCGCUCCUCCUGCUCAAAGGGACCCCACGUUGUCGUACCCUGGUUCUCCAAACUGAGCGCCCUGAGCGAGGCGAGCGCCGUGACGGACGUCAAAUGCGACGACAAGAGCAGCUGCGCUUCAGGAACGACCUGCUGUAAGCUGCAGACGGGAGAGUGGGGCUGCUGCCCGCUGGUCAAGGCGGUCUGUUGUGCCGACCACGAGCACUGCUGUCCUCAGGGCUACACCUGCAACAUGCAGACCGGCACAUGUGAGAAGAAGAACCACGACGCCCUCGUCCUCACCCUCCCUCAGCUCAGAGUGGAACAGUCCAAACCCAGAGACACCGAGGACGACGAGGACGUACCGUGUGACGUCACGGGGGAGUUUCACUGCCCCAAGAGGGACACCUGCUGUAAGGUGUCGGCCUCAGAGUGGGCCUGCUGCCCCUCACCAAGGGCGGUCUGCUGCUCCGACUCAAAGCACUGCUGUCCCGCUGGAUUCUCAUGUGACCUGAAGGUCGGAGGUUGCUCUCCGGACGCCCAGCUGACCUGGGACACUCUGAUCGGGGACAGAAGGAAAGACUUUGUCCCGCGUGGACUUUAAUCCCUCUCAUAGGUGCUCUGAUCUGCCUCAGUGUUUUUUUUGGAGGUGGCUGAUGAAGAGGAGACUCUGUGGCAGUGAAGGCAUUAUAAUGAAGUAGAUGCACUUUGAUCAGGUGACGGCUGACACUUGUUUUGUUAUUUCAACAUGUAUAAAACAGUGUGCAGGAGAUUUCUUUUCAUGUUUUGCGCCAGACAGGAAGGAAACGCAUCAUGAUCCCACUCGCAUUAGUGUUACUCCAUAUUUGUCUUAUUGUCAACAAAUCCAGUGCAAAGAUCAAAACUUUAAUGUGUUACUUUGUCCGAUUGGUUUCUGCUGAAGAAGAAAACCUUAAAAAAUGGGUCACAAAUAUAUCUAGUUUCUUAUAUUUUCUGUGAUUGUUUCAAACACCCUGAAGAUAAAGUUGGACCGGGAGCUUCUAUUUGACCAUUUAAAGGUUCCAUGUUAGUUCUGGUUCAGCAGAGAUCGCUCUGUUUAUCCUCCCAACGCAAUUUAGUUUGUGUUUCAUUGGGUUUUUGUUCUAAAUAGAUAAAAUGCAGAUAAAUAAGUUGGUGGUAAUAGACUGGUUUCCUUGAUGACCUUUAAAAAGCAGUACGUUGUUGUUGUUGUUGUUGUUGUUGUUGGGGGAAACGUUCAAGGUAAAUAAAGUUGUAUGAUAAUUAUUUAGCUUUUUCUGUUCAGUCAUUAAUUUUAUGGGACCUCGUUCCGUCUGCAGACCACUGCUUUUAAACCUCAAUGUUUUAGUUUUUUUUAAUCUGGGACAUUUCGCAUGUACUGAAGUCUUUCCUCCAUAAAUUGUGCAGCUUAAAAAUCGGCUCACACAUUUAUAGUUUCAUUUUUAAUAAAGGCUCAGUAAUGUCCCAAAA